CAAAGUCGUCGCUGAUGGCAUCAUUCAAUCCCUUCAUCUCUUACCAGUCACACUGACUAUUCUGGUUCGGUUUUUGUUCCAUGUAUUUCCCUCAGCACAAUGCAUUGAACUCCAUUCUCAUGUCUCUCAAUCGCUUCCUUGUAACAUUCUGAUGAUCAGGUCACAAACUGCAAAAUAACAACACAAAGAAGACAUGAAGAAUAAAGAACCGUUUCAAACCUUCUUCUUCCUCUCCACCCUUUUGCUGCUUUUUAUCUCCUCUGCAAAGGGAAAGUGCCCACCAUCAUUUCUUUGUGGGAACCUGGGCACCAUGUACUUCCCUUACACUGACACCAAACACCCUCAUUGUGGCUUGUUGGUGAUGCAUGGCUGCCAUGACCGUGACCCAGAUGCGAUUAAAACGGUUAAGAACAAAGGAGAAUGGUUUUUCAUCACACGUGAUCCAAACACAAACAUCCUUGUCUUCAGAGAUGAUGAACUUCGUACCUUGUUGCUGACACGAAGAUGUGGGGUGUUCGGCAAAAACUACACCAGUUUGGACACCCCUUCUCCUUUCCUUUCACUUCAUUUUAAGACUGCUACUUUCUUCAUAUGCAACCGCACCCUCAACAUCAAUCCUCCUUCUUCAGCAUUUUAUAAAUCUACAAUAUGUCCGGAUGAGGACAUCUUCUAUGUCACAUCUAAUGUUGAUGACUCCUUCAGUUACAAUUCCGAAGAGCUUCAUGGUUCUUAUUUUGAACAGUGUUCAAUGGUUAGACUUCCAAUAAGAGAUCCAGAGCUUGUACCUAACUCAAAUGGAAGCCUCUUUGACUAUGUAUCAGCUGAUAUUCCUGUUAGAACGGAAGUGUCUAAUGAUUGUUCUUCUUGUCACCGUGUUAGAGGAGGCCAGUGUCAACUUGACAGCCAAGGGAAAUUCUUAUGCAUACAAGAGAAAACUAGUAGAAAGAUGAAGAUAGUGGUAGCAGCUACAUCAGCUGCUGGAGCAAUGGGAAUUUUGAUGGUGUUGGCUUGCAUCUUACGAAGAUACUAUUGCCACAAGAAGAAUCCNACUUACAUAAUGAUUGAAAACUUUCUGAAGCAACAUGGACACCUUUCAGCCAAAAGGUACAGUUACUUGGAGGUAAAGAAAAUGACCAACUCCUUCAGAAACAAAUUAGGCCAAGGAGGGUUUGGUAGUGUAUACAAAGGGAGGUUACAAAAUGGAAGUCUUGUGGCAGUUAAGGUUUUAAGUAAGUCAAAGGGUGAUGGAGAAGAAUUCAUCAAUGAAGUUGCUAGUAUUAGCAUGACUUCUCAUGUUAACAUUGUCAGUUUACUGGGGUUUUGCUUGGAAGGCUCCAAAAGAUUUCUCAUAUACGAGUACAUGCCCAAUGGGUCCCUUGAAAAGUUCAUAUAUGAAGAGAAAGAUCCUUUAAAGCUUAAACUAACUUUGAAUUGCAGUACAAUGUACAAUAUUGCCAUUGGUGUUGCUCGAGGACUGGAGUACUUGCACAAGGGUUGUAACACCAAAAUCUUGCAUUUUGACAUAAAACCUCACAAUAUACUACUAGAUGAGUUUUUUUGCCCCAAAAUAUCAGAUUUUGGACUUGCUAAAAUAUGUCCUAGAGAAAAAAGUAUUGUAUCAAUGAUGGUUGCCAGAGGAACCAUAGGAUAUAUCGCUCCUGAAUUGUUCUGCAGAAAUUUUGGUGGAGUGUCACAUAAAUCAGAUGUAUACAGUUAUGGAAUGAUGGUUUUGGAAAUGCUUGGUGCUAGGGAGAAUAAUAAUCGCAGAGUUGAUUUUUCAAGUGAAAAUUACUUUCCACAUUGGAUUUACAACCAUCUUGAAUCAGAACAAGAUCUUCAAUUUCGAUGCACCAAAAAUCAAAAUGAUGAAGAAAUGGUGAGAAAAAUGACUAUUGUAAGUUUGUGGUGCAUACAGACCGACCCUUCAAAUCGACCUGCAAUGACUAAAGUGGUGGAAAUGAUGGAAGGAAGCAUUAGCUCUGUGCAAAUUCCUCCCAAAUCUUUCCUUUAUUCAUCUUCAGUUCCCCAAUACCAAUCAAGUGAUUCUUCAUAGUUAUUGAUCUACAGACCCAGCA
This is a messenger RNA of Vigna radiata var. radiata (mung bean), 2075 nucleotides long. RefSeq names its product LEAF RUST 10 DISEASE-RESISTANCE LOCUS RECEPTOR-LIKE PROTEIN KINASE-like 2.1. The record is from RefSeq and is a predicted model, not a curated record. The coding region runs from base 194 to 2053 and encodes 619 amino acids. Gene Ontology annotation, biological process: protein phosphorylation. NCBI's taxonomy places the organism in Eukaryota, Viridiplantae, Streptophyta, Magnoliopsida, Fabales, Fabaceae. Gene Ontology annotation, molecular function: protein kinase activity; ATP binding. The transcript is spliced from 3 exons.